GCCCUGAAUUGGAGCUUCUCUGCUGCUCUCCUGGACUGUUUUCUGGCAUUCCACGUGUCUCUGUUGCAGCGGAGGCAGGAAGAUUUCUCCUCUCCCGCUCCCUGGACCAGGGCCUCACGAUGCAUCAGCUUGGAAUCCUGCCCACAAAGGCCUGGGCAGCUCUGGCCUGCCAGUUUUUAAGACUUCCCCAAGUGCGGACAGUAGCCAACUUGCCUCACGGCCAGGUUGAAGAGCCUGCACUGCUGCCCCAGCUCGAACCGGAGAGAAGGAAGUUAGAUUCGCUUGUCAAGACACCCAAGGGCACUAGAGAUUGCAGACCCCAGCAGAUGGUCUUGAGGGAGAAAAUCUUCAGCACCGUCAUCAGCUGCUUCAAGCGCCAUGGAGCGGAGGAGCUGGACACCCCGACGUUUGAAUUGAAGGAGACCCUCACGAAGAAGUACGGGGAGGAGUCGAAGCUCAUCUAUGACCUGAAGGAUCAGGGUGGAGAGCAGCUGUCCUUGCGCUAUGACCUGACUGUCCCCCUGGCUCGUUACCUGGCGAGGAAUAAAGUGAAGAAGAUGAAACGGUACCAGAUCGGCAAGGUGUUCCGCCGGGAGGCCCCGUCCGUCGUCCAAGGCCGCUACCGCGAGUUCUUGCAGUGUGACUUCGACAUCGCCGGCCAGUUUGACCCCAUGAUCCCCGACGCGGAGUGUCUGAAGAUCGUGUGCGAGAUUCUCAGCGGGCUGCAGCUGGGGGAUUUCCUUAUCAAGGUGAAUGACCGGCGGGUAGUGGAUGGGAUGCUGGCCGCCUGCGGCGUCCCCGACAGCCGGCUCCGCACCAUCGGGCUCUCGCUGGACAAACUGGGCAAGAUUUCGUGGGAGGAUGCGAGGCGCGAGAUGGUGAGCGAGAAGGGCCUGGCUCCAGAGGUGGCCGACCGGGUUGGGGAAUACGCUCGGCUGCGUGGCGGGGUGUCCUUGGUGGAGCAGCUCCUGCAGGAUCCCCAGCUGGCACAGAACAAGCAGGCCCGGGCCGGACUGGAGGACCUCAACCUGCUGUUCGACUAUCUGACCCUGCUGGGUGUGGCUGACAGGGUCUCCUUCGACCUGAGCCUGGCGCGGGGCCUGGAUUACUACACGGGGGUCAUCUACGAGGCCGUACUGGUGCAGCCCCCGGCCAAGCAGGGGGAAGAGCCGCUCGGCGUGGGCAGCGUGGCCGCCGGCGGGCGCUACGACGGGCUCGUGGGCAUGUUCGACCCCAAGGGCCACCAGGUGCCCUGCGUGGGGCUCAGCAUCGGGGUCGAGCGCAUCUUGGCCAUCGUGGAGCGCAGGUUGGAGGCGUCCAAGGAGACGGUGCGGACCACAGAGACCCAGGUGCUCGUGGCGGCGGCCCAGAAGAGCUUCCUCAGAGAGAGGCUGAAGCUCAUCGCGGAGCUGUGGGAUGCCGGGAUCAAGGCGGAGCUGGUGUACAAGGACAAUCCCAAGCUGCUGCCCCAGCUGCAGCACUGCGAGGCCACGGGCAUCCCGCUGGUGGCCAUCGUCGGGGAGCGGGAGCUGAAGGACGGCGUGGUCAAACUGCGCACGGUGGCCAGCCGGGAGGAGGAGGACGUCCGGAGGGACGCCGUGGUGGCAGAAAUCCAGAGACGAAUAGCGGAGGCCUGAUGGUCCAGCGGCGUCACCGAUCCAUCUCCACCGGUCGGGUGUCAACCCCAGAGACACAUAGGCCGACUUCUGCCUGCCUUCCCAUGACCUGAACCCAGCCCCGUCCACUCCCGCAGGAGGAAUGGAGACCGGGACCACCCUGGGCACAGAGGAACGCCACAGACAGGCCCGGAGGCUCCAGGGUCCCCAAGACAAGACCCGUGGCCGUGUGGGACGCGGCCUAUGGCCGGAGAGAGUGGCCAAGCCUGGCGGGGCUCUGGGUGACGUGAUGGGGCAAAUUGGAAAUAAUCUGGUAAUACCACAAAUCUGCUUUCA
This is a messenger RNA of Tachyglossus aculeatus (Australian echidna), 1952 nucleotides long. Its product is annotated as histidine--tRNA ligase, mitochondrial-like. Gene Ontology annotation, biological process: mitochondrial translation; histidyl-tRNA aminoacylation. Bases 120 to 1637 code for a protein of 505 amino acids. Gene Ontology annotation, molecular function: histidine-tRNA ligase activity; identical protein binding; ATP binding. NCBI's taxonomy places the organism in Eukaryota, Metazoa, Chordata, Mammalia, Monotremata, Tachyglossidae. Gene Ontology annotation, cellular component: cytoplasm; mitochondrion. The transcript has 13 exons. The record is from RefSeq and is a predicted model, not a curated record.